GGCCUUUCCUGUCUGUGGCGGAGCCGCCGCCGGGCGAUCGCGGCCGGGGAGACCCGGGCCGGGACCAGGACCCGGACAGGAACGGGGACCGGGAACGGGGGGCUCGGAGCGCCCUGGGCCGCGCUGGGGGCGGGGGAAGCCGGUAAUGCCCCGCCCCCAGUUCUCCAAGACCAACGAGUCUUGUGGCUAGACAAACCCCAGCGGAAGCGGCGCGGCUGCCACUCCGGUCACGUUGGGCGGAAGGGGCGGGGCCUCAGCCGGAAGGCGGAAGUGCCGCGGCCUUUCCCGUCUGUGCCGGAGCCGCCGCCGAGCGAGCGCGGCCGGGAGGAACCAGAGGGAACCGGGAGGAACCGGAGAGGGCACCGAGCGGGCACCGAGCGGGACCCGGCGAGCACCGAGCGGCUCCUCCGGCACCGCCCGCGGCCGUGAGAGCGCGGGGGGACGGCGGCGGCGAGGCCCGGUGAGGCCUAGAGGGGCCCGGCCCGGGGGCGGCGGAGGCUCCGGCGGGGCCUGGCCCGGGCCGGGGGGGCUGAGCCGGGAGGCAGAGGCGGAAGAGGAGGAGGAGGAGAAGGCGCCCCGGGCAUGGCGGCCCCCGCGGCGCUGGGCGGCCCCGGCUGCCGGCCCGACCCGGUGGAGACGCUGCAGGAGGAGGCGAUCUGCGCCAUCUGCCUCGACUACUUCGCCGACCCGGUGUCCAUCGGCUGCGGGCACAACUUCUGCCGCGGCUGCAUCUCCCGCCUCUGGGCCCGCGGAGGCGGCGGCGGCGGCGCCGAGCCCGACCCGGGCGGCUCCGGCGGCGGCUCCGAGCUGGGCGAGGAGGAGGAGGAGGAGGAGGAGGAGGAAGAGCUGGAGGAAGACGAGCUAGACGUGGAGCAGGAGGAGGAGGAGGAGGAGGAGGACGGCGUGGACGAGGAGGAAGACGACGACAUGUGGGAGGAGGAGGAGGAGGAGGAGGAGGAGGUGGAGGAAGGCGAGCUCUGGGGGGACCCCGCGGAGGAUGAGGAGGAGGAGGAGGACGAGGAAGGCGGCGCCGCCUGGCCUGCGGGCGCGCAGGGCGGGCUCUACUUCGACUACGACGAGGACGUGAUGGAGGAGGACGUGGAGGAGGAGGAAGCUGAGGACGAGGAGGAGGAGGAGGAGGAGGAGGAGGAGGAAGAGCGGCCCCCGGCGCGCCGCCCCGGCGCCGCCUUCACCUGCCCGCAGUGCCGCAAAUCCUUCUCGCAGCGCAGCUUCCGGCCCAACCUGCAGCUGGCCAACAUGGUGCACAUCAUCCGGCAGCUGCACCCGCGCCCGCAGCGCGGCCCCGCGCCCCCCGGCGCCGCCCCCGCCCCCGGCGGGCCCCCCGAGCUCUGCCAGAAGCACCAGGAGCCGCUGAAGCUCUUCUGCGAGGUGGACGAGGCGGCGAUCUGCGUGGUGUGCCGCGAGGCGCGCGGGCACAAGCAGCACAGCGUGGUGCCGCUCGACGAGGUGGUGCAGGACUGCAAGAACAAGCUGCAGAGCCACCUGGAGCCCCUCAGGAGGCAGCUGGAGGCCGUGCUGAAGCAGAAAUCCAGCGAGGAGGAGAAGAUCUCCCUGCUGAGGGAGCAGAUGCAGGCGGAGAUGCAGGAGCUGGAGGCCGAGUUUGAGGUGCUGCACCGGUUCCUGGCGGGCGAGCAGGUGCUGCUGCUGCGGCAGCUGCAGGAGCGGCACGAGGCGCUGCAGGCGCGGCAGCGGCGCAACCUGGGGCUGCUGGAGGAGAGGGGGGCGGCCCUGCGGCGGCUCAUCGCCGAGGCUGAGGCUGCAGGGAGGCAGGAGGGGCUGCAGCUGCUCAAGGACAUCAAAGGCACCUUCCUCAGGUGUGAGAACAUCAAGUUCCAGGAGCCCGAGAUGGUGCCCGUGGACGUGGGCAGGAAGUUCAGGAAUUGCUUCCUGCAGGACGUGGUGAUGAGGAAGAUGGAGAAGGUCUUCAGCAAAGUGCCCCAAGCCGACGUCACCCUGGACCCCUCCACCGCCCACCCCCGGCUGAGCCUGUCGCUGGACCGGCGCAGCGUCCGUCUGUCCGAGCGGCGCCCGGAGCCCGCCGAGGGCGCCCGGCCGCGCUGCGACGGCGACCUGUGCGUGCUGGGCGCCCCCGGCUUCAGCGCCGGCCGCCACUACUGGGAGGUGGAGGUGGGGGGCCGGCGGGGCUGGGCCGUGGGCGCCGCCCGCGAGAGCGCCCGGCUGCGCGCCAAGGCCGGCGGCACCGGGCCGGCGCCCAAGCGGGAGAUCUGGGCCCUGGGCACGGCGGGCAAGAGGUGCCAGGCGCUGGCGGGCACGGAGCAGACGGCGCUGGCGCCCGGCGAGCAGCCGCGGCGCUUCGGGCUCUACCUGGACUACGAGCGGGGCCAGCUGUGCUUCUACAACGCCGAGAGCAUGAGCCACAUCCACACCUUCCACAUCUGCUGCCGCGAGCGCGUCUUCCCCUUCUUCCGCGUGCUGGCCCGCGGCACGCGCAUCAGGAUCUGCAGCACCUGACCUUCCUCCUCCUCCUCCUCCUCCUCCUCCUCCUCCUCCUCUGCGUGCUGGCCCGCAGCACGCGCAUCAGGAUCUGCAGCACCUGACCUUCCUCCUCCUCCUCCUCCUCCUCCUCCUCCUCCUCCUCCUCCUCAUCCUCCUCUGUGCUGGCCCGCGGCACGCGCAUCAGGAUCUGCAGCACCUGACCUUCCUCCUCCUCCUCAUCCUCUGCGUGCUGGCCCGAGCAUCAGGAUCUGCAGCACCUGACCUUCCUCCUCCUCCUCAUCCUCCUCUGCGUGCUGGCCCGCGGCACGCGCAUCAGGAUCUGCAGCACCUGACCUUCCUCCUCCUCCUCUUCCUCCUCUCUGUGCUGGCCCGAGCAUCAGGAUCUGCAGCACCUGACCUUCCUCCUCCUCCUCUUCCUCCUCUCUGUGCUGGCCCGAGCAUCAGGAUCUGCAGCACCUGACCUUCCUCCUCCUCCUCCUCCUCUUCCUCUGCGUGCUGGCCCGCGGCACACGCAUCAGGAUCUGCAGCACCUGACCUUCCUCCUCCUCUUCUUCCUCCUCCUCCUCCUCUGCGUGCUGGCCCGCGGCACGCGCAUCAGGAUCUGCAGCACCUGACCUUCCUCCUCCUCUUCUUCCUCCUCCUCCUCCUCUGCGUGCUGGCCCGCGGCACGCGCAUCAGGAUCUGCAGCACCUGACCUUCCUCCUCCUCCUCCUCCUCCUCCUCCUCCUCUGCGUGCUGACCCACACAUCAGGAUCUGCAGCACCUGACAGGGCCAGGAGGGCUCGGUUCCUGACCUUCCUCCUCUUCUUCCUCCUCCUCCUCUUCCUCUGUGUGCUGGCACGCGCAUCAGGAUCUGCAGCACCUGACCUUCCUCCUCCUCCUCCUCUGUGUGCUGACCCGCACAUCAGGAUCUGCAGCACCUGACGGGGCCAGGAGGGCUCGGUUCCUGACCUUCCUCCUCUUCCUCCUCCUCCUCCUCCUCCUCAGUGUGCUGGCCCGAGCAUCAGGAUCUGCAGCACCUGACGGGGCUGGGACAGGGCUUGGUUCGUGACCUUCCUCCUCUUCUUCCUCCUCCUCCUCCUCCUCCUCGUCCUCGCGCUGCCCCGCCCGCGCUGGCAGCCGGCACCGCCGUGGGGAUGGGUGGGCUCGGGGUGGGGCAGGACCCACCUUGGAGUGGGGUGGGGGUGAAAUGGGGCAGGAUCCGCCCACUUGGAGCUGGUUUGGGUUUAAUGGGGUGAGAUCUGCCCCUCAGAGCCAGUUUGGGUUAAACGGGGUGAGAUCUGCCAAGUUGGAAACAGUUUGGGUUAAACGGGGUGAGAUCUGCCACUCUGGAACUGGUUUGGGUUAAAAUGGGUGAGAUCUGCCACUCUGGAACUGGUUUGGGUUAAAAUGGGCUGAGAUCUGCCAAGUUGGAACUGGUUUGGGUUUAAUGGGGUGAGAUCUGCCCCUCAGAGCCAGUUUGGGUUAAACGGGGUGAGAUCUGCCAAGUUGGAAACAGUUUGGGUUAAACGGGGUGAGAUCUGCCACUCUGGAACUGGUUUGGGUUAAAAUGGGUGAGAUCUGCCA
Haemorhous mexicanus (house finch) is the source of this 4044-nucleotide messenger RNA. RefSeq names its product tripartite motif containing 41 (gene TRIM41). The coding region runs from base 583 to 2493 and encodes 636 amino acids. The record is from RefSeq and is a predicted model, not a curated record. The transcript is spliced from 6 exons. Lineage: Eukaryota; Metazoa; Chordata; Aves; Passeriformes; Fringillidae. Gene Ontology annotation, molecular function: zinc ion binding; protein binding.